AACGUUAAAAUCUUCAUAACCUGUUUGCUAUGGUACUCUAUAUCCUCAAUCACUUCCCAAUCAACAAAAUCAAUCCUAAAUAAAUUUCCCUUUCCUUCCUUUCUCUCCAUUUUUCAAUUCCUAACAUCAAUCUUCUUAACCCUACUAAUUGUCUUUAUCAAUAAAAAAUUAAACAACGCCCUACUAUUAGUUCUUCCAAAGGGCUUUCUCCCAAAGGACUUUAAUAUAAACUACCUCAAAAACAGACAACUCAUUUCAAAAAUCUUACCAAUGGGCAUCUCUCAAUUCAUUGGAAAAUUCUUCUCUCAUCUAUCGACAACUCUCAUCUCAAUAGCAAUGGUAUCAAGCAUUAAAACCCUAUCUCCCUUUUUAAUGGUUUUAUCCUAUAGAUUAUAUUAUAAAGUAAAAUUCCCUAUUCAAACUUAUUUAACCCUUUUUCCUCUUGUUUUGGGUGUUAUCAUAAUGGUUUUAUUUGACAACAUCUCCAGCAUCAGUAAAUCUUCUUCCAACAACACCCUCAACCGCUUGCUUUACUCCUUCAUCUCAACACUCAUUUUCGUUGUUCAAAAUAUGUAUGGCAAAAAAGUCGUCACAUACACCUCCUCUAAAAUAAACAAUAAUCCUGCUGAUAUAAAAAUUGACAAGUUGACUGUAUUAUUUUUUUGUUCUCUUUUUGGCUUGAUUUUUUCUUUACCUUUAUUCCUUUUUUCAGAAUUGCCAAUCUUAUUAUCUUCAAGUACUAACUUAGAACUGAAAUCAAAUACCUCUUUCAUUCCUUUUAAACUUUUAGUUCUAAACGGUUGCUCUCAUUUCUUUCAAGCUUUAUUAGCUUUUCAAUUGUUAGGCUCAAUAUCAACUGUUAGCUAUUCAAUUGCUAGUAUGCUAAAAAGAAUUGUGAUUAUAACAGUUAGUAUACUUAUAAGUGGGAAACUGAUAUCAAAUUCCCAAAUUUUAGGUAUAAUAUUAAUCGGUAUCGGUCUUUACUCCUAUGAUCGUUGGGGU
This is a messenger RNA of Ascoidea rubescens DSM 1968, 1002 nucleotides long. Its product is annotated as TPT-domain-containing protein. NCBI's taxonomy places the organism in Eukaryota, Fungi, Ascomycota, Saccharomycetes, Ascoideales, Ascoideaceae. The record is from RefSeq and is a predicted model, not a curated record. Gene Ontology annotation, cellular component: endoplasmic reticulum; Golgi apparatus. The annotation marks the transcript as partial. Gene Ontology annotation, biological process: phosphoenolpyruvate transmembrane import into Golgi lumen. Gene Ontology annotation, molecular function: antiporter activity; phosphoenolpyruvate transmembrane transporter activity. The transcript is spliced from 4 exons.